Guillardia theta CCMP2712 is the source of this 2160-nucleotide messenger RNA. RefSeq lists its product as hypothetical. NCBI's taxonomy places the organism in Eukaryota, Cryptophyceae, Pyrenomonadales, Geminigeraceae. The coding region runs from base 1 to 2160 and encodes 719 amino acids. The transcript is spliced from 20 exons. The record is from RefSeq and is a predicted model, not a curated record.
AUGUUCUUUGACGAGGAGGAGGACGAGCUGCUCAGUGAAGCUCCGCACAGCAUCUUUCCGGGUCAGAGCAGGUGCGGGGGCUCUCAGAAGAAGAACAAGACGGAGACGAGCUGCUGCUCUGCUCUCGGCCAGCCCAUGGAGCUAUCUGCCUGCUCCUCUGACCUCAGCCAUGAAACAGCAGCGAGUUGUCAGGCCCAGCUCUCGCCGCAUGGCGCUUUCUCGUCCCAGGCUCUCCCCAUGAUAUGUGAACGAUCUUCUUCCUUCUCAGGCUCAAGACGGAGUGGGAGGAGCAGGUAUCAGCCGCUGUCCCUGGCACUCGCCAACGACCAUGGAGCUGAAGUAGCUCCUUCCCUUGCUCGGGUGAACGAUUCCAGGACUUACCUUCUUUCACCUGGUCAGUCUGCCGUCUAUGCUCGUCGACGAGCAGCCAAGGCGGCGCUGGGGAGUGACGGGGAGAGCAUGGAGGAGCAGAAGGAGAGGAAGCGAGUGAUGCCGGAGAGCGAAGACUACUUUGGCGGAGAAGAUGAAUCGUAUCCCGAGCCAAAGCCGGAUUAUGACGAGUUUUCAUUGAUCGGGAAGGAGAGCCCGCGGUACGGGGUCGAGUGCCAGCAGCUAGACGAGCUUCUCCUCUCUCGCGGUGAGCUCAAUUCUCGUCAGGAUCGCCUGGAGAUCCUGACGAGAUUGCUGGAAGACGACGAGGCUUUCUAUGCAAGAGUUCAAAGUGGAGAACUUUGCAAGAAUCUUGCUUCUUUCAUACAGAGCGCAGAGGUGGUCGAACUUCUCAUCGAAGGUAUGCUGGGCAUGGAAUCGUUAUCCUCUCCGGAGGCCAAGGACGAGACUGAAACCUCGGAGUCCUCGUGUAUUCGCCCCGACCAAGGGAACAAGAUCAGCCACAUGAACUCUUUUCAUCGCCUCCCUGCUCUUGCCUGCGAGCUGAUCUGCGGCCCUCACGCGUACGGCUCCUUCUGCAUGAAGACGAUCGCAGACAGCGGGGCUCUCAUGCGCAAGGUUGUGCACUUCCUCCGAUACUGCACCGCGACGGUGGAGCAGGGCAGCGAGUCUAGGGAGCAGGACAAGCAGCUGGUGGGUCAGCUGGAGUUUCACUGCAUGCUUUGGUCCCGCCUGUGCAUCAGCUUUGUCUCCGGGGGGAGCGACUCGCCUUGUCUCGUGAAGUUCCUUGAAGCUCUUCAUGCCGACACUCGCUCCUUCAUCUCUUGUGCGCACAAGUUGCUCUGGCUGCCCUGCGUCUCCGCGAUGUUUGAGCAAGCAGUGCAGGCAGACAGGGAGCGCCUCAACAUGUGGGUCGAGUCUGGUGUCGUCAGCAUGCUUCUUUCGUCCUUGAACGGAGAUCCGGUCGAGAUUGACAGCUGCAGGAUGGUGGCACAGCAGAGCUGCAAGAAGACCUGCCGGGCGGAGGCUGCUUCAGGUGUCUUGGUUUCCCUGCUGACCCCUAGCGGGAAGGGCGAGGCUCUACAAUGCUUCGAGAAGGAAGACUUCAUCGCCUGCGUCCUCGAGCUCUGCCACCAGCACACCCUCCAGACCCCGCCCAUCAUCGCCGGGCUCGCUAGUCGAGGCUCGCGAGUCUUGUGCCACCUGGAGGACGAGGAGGACGAGGAAACCUGUCGGAUGACUUUGACCGCCGAUCGACCCUCACGCCUCUUGUCAGGCAUGCAGCAGCACUUCACCCCGAGCGGCUUAUGCGCCCUUUAUCUUCUCAACGUCUUUGCUCAGAUACAGAUCAUACGAGAAAACCAUCCAGCUGGGGUGCAGUUUGAGACUCUGCUGAAUCAUGUCGCGAUGCGAACUCUGAUGCUCUACAAGCAGUCCAGGAGCAGCUGUAUGAUCCACCUGCGAGCUGUCGACCUGAUGGUGCACCUGACCAGCAGACUCAGCGGUUCGCCAAUGCUCGUGACAUGUCGCCACUCCUCACUCUCAUCCGGAAAUGCGACCUCUUGGGACAUUUGUCAAGCGCUCUGGGGGUCGCUCGUCAGGAGUCCAGCUGGCCGUCAGCAAGCUGCUCUCGAGCUCACCUGCCGCAGCUUGUCAAGGCGAGUGCGAUGUGUGCAGAAGAGGCCCGAGGGAAAGGAUCUCAUUCUUCUGCUCUCCGCGAGCUCAGUGUGGCCUAAGGUAGCAGGCAUGGGGGCCGGAGGAGAAAACUAG